UGGAACUAGUAGAGGGGGCGCUGAUGGCACCCAUGUCUGUAAAACUGCGCAUUCACCCACAAGCACCCAUUUGUAUUGCGCGUUAAUCUUCAUGAGUCGCAGUUCCUGCAAUUAAUUAGUCGCAAUUCCUCAGAUAGUAGCAGCCCGUGUUGUGCAAGUUUCUGCAGUACUCGGAAGCACGCGAGCAAGGGCAAUGUCUGAACUCCCCACUCUCGACCUGCCCCCAGAGGACAUAGAGACAGAUGAUUGUCUUCUGUCUUACAACUACUUGUACAGCCCCACUCUGCUCAAAGGCAGGGUGGCAUUUAUCACUGGAGGGGGGUCUGGAAUAGGAUUCAGAAUUGCUGAGAUAUUUAUGAGACAUGGCUGUGACACGAUCAUUGUCAGCCGGAACCUGCAGCGGGUAUCAGAGGCUGCUGAAAAACUCAAAGUUUCUACAGGCCAGCGCUGUCUGCCCCUAUCCGGAGAUGUCAGGGAUGCCCAGAGCAUGAAUGCUGCUGUAGAAGAAGCUCUUCGGAUAUUUUCUCGUGUCGAUAUCCUGGUCAACAAUGCCGCUGGGAAUUUUCUCUGCCCUGCCAGCUCUCUCUCCCUCAACGCCUUCAAGACUGUCAUUGAUAUAGACACAGUGGGCACUUUCAAUGCCAGUAAGAUCCUGUUUGAGCGAUUUUUCAGGGACAAUGGAGGUGUCAUUGUGAACAUCACGGCUACACUGAGCUUCAGAGGACAGGUCUUGCAGGUGCACGCGGGCAGUGCCAAGGCCGCUGUAGAUGCCAUGACUAGGCACCUGGCCGUGGAGUGGGGUCCCAGCAGAGUACGAGUGAACUGCUUGGCACCGGGGCCCGUCUCUGGCACAGAGGGUAUGCGCAGACUUGGCGGUGCAGCAGCGGAGGCAGCAGGCGUUUGGGCCACUCUUCCACUUCAGCGCAUUGGAAAUAAGACAGAGAUUGCCCAUGGAGCUCUCUUCCUUGCCAGCCCUCUGGCCUCCUUCGUAACUGGCACAACUCUGGUGAUGGAUGGCGGAUCAUGGAUGACAUCACAAAAUCAUCUGGCACCAUCGCUGGAUCUUUGGGCCUCUGGGCUGAAGAAGGACAAAUGAAGCAUUGGACGAAUAAAACUGAUCAAGUUGCCCAUUUGGCUCUUCCCGUAACAUUCCAGCCGAGGCAGAACACUAAUGGUGGCCGUAGCUGUACUGGUACAAAUAUCAUUGUUCCAUGAGUAUCCGAACAACACAAAUAAUCAGCAUUUUGUGCACUUGGAAAAUGGAUGUACAAGCCAUUACUUGGCCACUGUAUGUGGAGUGGCAUCGAACAGAACUGUGCCAGGGCAAAGGGCAAUGAGCAAUGAUACUAUUUCUUUGUAAUUAGGGGUUACGCUUGUAUGGUGUGCCUACAUUUGUAAUUUGGCUGCUAAUUAAAAUGUUUUUUGUAUUUUCAGUG
This is a messenger RNA of Xenopus tropicalis (tropical clawed frog), 1436 nucleotides long. It is a transcript of the gene decr2, whose product is annotated as 2,4-dienoyl-CoA reductase 2. Gene Ontology annotation, molecular function: 2,4-dienoyl-CoA reductase (NADPH) activity. The transcript has 10 exons. Gene Ontology annotation, biological process: fatty acid catabolic process. The coding region runs from base 194 to 1096 and encodes 300 amino acids. The record is from RefSeq and is a predicted model, not a curated record. Gene Ontology annotation, cellular component: peroxisome. Lineage: Eukaryota; Metazoa; Chordata; Amphibia; Anura; Pipidae.